AUGAAAAGCAUAUCAGACAAUGUUCAUGGACUUAUAUUAGCUCUGUCAUCCAGUAUUUUUAUUGGAUCUAGCUUCAUUAUUAAGAAAAAAGGCCUUAUGAAAGCUGGAGCAAGUGGAAUUCGUGCAGGUUCUGGAGGAUAUUCAUACUUGCUGGAACCUUACUGGUGGGCUGGGAUGUUAACGAUGAUUGUCGGUGAGGCAGCUAAUUUUGCUGCCUAUGCUUACGCCCCAGCAAUACUUGUGACUCCAUUGGGAGCUUUAAGUAUUAUUUUCAGUGCAUUGCUAGCGCAUUUUAUCUUGGAUGAGAGGCUACAUAUAUUUGGUGUGGUAGGGUGUAUCCUGUGCUUGGUCGGUUCCGUCAGUAUCGUGUUGCACGCCCCUUUGGAACGCAAAAUGGAAUCUGUCAAGGAAGUAUGGCACUUAGCAACUCAGCCAGGAUUCAUCAUCUACACCUGCCUCGUUGUGUGUUUGGUUUUGCUCCUCAUAUUCCGGUUCGUACCACGUUAUGGGCAGUCGCAUUUGAUCGUCUACAUUGGCAUUUGUUCCCUCACCGGUUCACUCACGGUUAUGGGUGUGAAAGCAGUGGGCAUAGCUCUGAAGCUGUCGGUGGAAGAUUCAAAUCAGUUUAAGUACUUCCAAACAUGGUUUUUCACUGUUUGUGUCAUCAUCUUUUGCCUUCUGCAACUUAACUAUCUCAACAAGGCUCUGGACUGCUUCAAUACUGCAGUGGUUUCUCCUGUAUAUUAUGUGAUGUUUACCACGCUCACCAUCGUAGCUAGCGUCAUUAUGUUUAAGGACUGGGAUCACCAAACCGUAACACAGAUUGUAACAGAAUUCUGCGGCUUCAUAACCAUAUUGUCGGGGACUUUUCUUCUGCACAAAACCAAAGACAUGGGAGGGGGCAGCAAAGCAUCAACAGUAACUCCAGAUUCGGAAACCACAAGAGAAGCCCCACCUAAAAGCCGGCCGGAAGGACCCGAGGAUGUUUAA
Ipomoea triloba (trilobed morning glory) is the source of this 990-nucleotide messenger RNA. RefSeq names its product probable magnesium transporter NIPA2. Gene Ontology annotation, cellular component: membrane. Gene Ontology annotation, molecular function: magnesium ion transmembrane transporter activity. Gene Ontology annotation, biological process: magnesium ion transport. NCBI's taxonomy places the organism in Eukaryota, Viridiplantae, Streptophyta, Magnoliopsida, Solanales, Convolvulaceae. The record is from RefSeq and is a predicted model, not a curated record. The transcript has 8 exons. Bases 1 to 990 code for a protein of 329 amino acids.